Enhydra lutris kenyoni (northern sea otter) is the source of this 2110-nucleotide messenger RNA. It is a transcript of the gene DECR2, whose product is annotated as 2,4-dienoyl-CoA reductase 2. Gene Ontology annotation, biological process: fatty acid catabolic process. Lineage: Eukaryota; Metazoa; Chordata; Mammalia; Carnivora; Mustelidae. The transcript is spliced from 8 exons. Gene Ontology annotation, molecular function: 2,4-dienoyl-CoA reductase (NADPH) activity. Bases 109 to 1056 code for a protein of 315 amino acids. The record is from RefSeq and is a predicted model, not a curated record.
CAUUGUUGGGGCUGACGGCCUGCGAGCGUGGCGGGUGUCGGAGGCGCUCGGAUUCCCGACCGGGCCGGUCCCAGCCGUCCUCGUCGCCCUCCGCGCGCACCGAGCGCCAUGGCCCAGCCGCCGCCCGACGUCAGCGAGGACGAGUGUCUCCCUGAGUACCGCUAUCGCUUCUGCCCCGACCUGCUCCGGGACAAAGUGGCCUUCAUCACAGGUGGUGGCUCUGGGAUCGGGUUCCGGAUUGCUGAGAUUUUUAUGCGGCAUGGUUGCCACACAGUCAUCGCCAGCAGAAGCCUUCCAAGAGUGUCGGAGGCUGCCAGAAAGCUGGCUGCUGCCACCGGCCAGCGGUGCCUCCCUUUAUCUCUGGACGUUCGGGCUCUCCCUGCCAUCACAGCUGCUGUGGACCAGGCACUGAGGGAGUUUGGGAAGAUCGACAUUCUUGUCAACUGUGCAGCUGGAAACUUCCUGUGCCCCGCCAGCGCGCUGUCUUUCAACGCCUUCAAGACCGUGAUGGACAUCGACACCUUGGGCACCUUCAACGCAUCUCGUGUGCUUUAUGAGAAGUUCUUCAGGGUGAGUGUCCCUUCUGCCCGGGAGCCGUAUCCUCUGGCCAUCCACUCACUGCACGCCCCUUUGUUACAGGACCAUGGAGGGGUGAUCGUGAACAUCACUGCAACCCUGGGGGCCCGGGGACAGGUGCUUCAAGUGCAUGCAGGCUCGGCCAAGGCGGCUGUGGAUGCGAUGACACGGCACUUGGCUGUGGAGUGGGGUCCCCAGAACAUCCGUGUCAACAGCCUCGCCCCCGGCCCCAUCAGUGGCACAGAGGGCUUCCGGCGGCUGGUCAGUUCCCAGGCCAGUGUCGGCACGAAGACUCUGGCCAUCCCCCUGCAGAGGCUGGGCAACAAGACAGAGGUCGCCCACAGUGCACUGUUCCUGGCCAGCCCUUUGGCAUCCUACGUGACGGGCGCUGUGCUGGUGGUUGACGGCGGGGCAUGGCUGACAUUCCCCAACGACCUCAAGUUGCUGGCAGAUUUCGCAUCCUUCUCUGCUAAGCUCUAGCCCCUGGAUGCCUGAAGCAAAGGAAGUGUUCUGAAGGAAGCUGGUCCACCGUCUCCCGAGGACUUCUGGGACGGCUCCUGCCGUGCUCCUCGCAGGGCUGCCUCCCACCGCCACACCGGACGGUCUCAGCAGCAUCGCAGCCGGACACUGGCCCAUCCUCUGGGAACUCCGCUGUGUCCACAUUCCCUCCCCACAGCCCUGUCUCCCGCGCUCAGGUGGGAGUGAUCAGGCAGUGAGGCCCCUGCUCGCUGGCCUGCACCCUGUGGAUGUCUGUCAGGGACGCUGGGAUGUUCUGGAACUUCCUCGGGAGCUGGCCUGCGGUCUGUGGCUGUCCCCCCAACUGCCCUGCCUCGCCUCAGCCUGGGAGGCCUUUGUUGUCUUCCUGCCUGUGCCCCUGUGGCCCUACUGCCCGUCUGCAGAAAGGAAGGUGCUUCAGGCCCUGUCUUCCCCCCCUUGCUCUUCCCCUUGGGGAUCUUACUCCACAAGGGGAAGCCAGACCAGGGAGGCUAGAGAAGCGUGUUUGAUCCUUCCCGCCCCAGGCCUGGCAUCCUGAAUCUCCUGGCCAAGGUGUUGGACUACCAUGGGAUCCCCUGGCUGGGGGCCACCCAUCCCUCUCAGCCAUCGGUGACAUGGACUGGGGGGACAUGUCCCCCCACCUGCCCUGGAGUCUGUCCUUUGCUGGGAUAUCCCAGGGGAUCGAGUCCUGUGCCAUUCAGGGCCUGACUUUCUAGCCUGACUUGCUGGCCAUUGUCACCAGCACCCUCUCAUUGGCCCAGAGGGGUCAGAAGAUUCUAGCCUCUCAUUUGUUCCUUUGAUGAUCACUCUUUGCCAUUCAGGCCAGGACCUAAGGGAACCCCUGGGACCCUAGGAUUUGUUUUCUGUGCUGUUUGUUAGAAGCUCUGAGGUGCUGUACGGGAGGCGCUCCGAGCUGUGGUCUGGCCGGGCAUGCGGCACCCUCCUCCCUAUCUCUACCACCAGUUUGCGUUGUGCUAUUAAAUGCAUGUCCCUAGGGGCGCCUGGGUGGUUCAGUGGGCUAAAGCCUCUGCCUUCUGCU